GGGCCAGUGGAGUCCAUGGUUCACAGACCAGGAGACAGAGACUCAGAGGUUCAGGGCCUGUGGAGAAGCAGGCUGGGACCCACUUCUGCAUGGCGCUGUUUUCCUGCUGAUAGUCAUGGGAAAAACCGUCUCGAUCAGUGAGGGAGGCCAGGGCAUGGCAGGCAGCCCUGACUUGCUGGGUCAGUGUCCUCGGGCUGUUGGAACAAACUACCACAGACCUGGGGCUGAAACACGGCGGGAGUGGUUCCCCCAGCUCUGGAGGCCAGAAGUCUGAGAAGGAGGCAGGGCAGGGCCGUGCGGCUUCCAGUGGGGCUGGCGGUCCUUGGGUGCCUCGUCGUCACGUGACCCUCUUCCUCUGUGUGGCCGUCUUCUCUUACAAGGGCAGGAGUCAUUGGGUGAAGGACCCUCCCUGCUCCAGCACGGCCUCAUCGUCACUGAUUCCACCCGCACAAACCCUUAUUCCCGCCGUGGUUCACAUGCUGAGGUCUGGGGUUAGGCCUUCCACGUGUGCUUUUCCAGGGACACAGUUCUCCUAAUACUGGUCCUGUUAGCAGCACAAACCAAACAUUGUCGCUAGCACUCCUUCCGGGUGUCUUUCUCAACAACUGCUGUCGUGUGAGAGCAGGGUGGUGGCUCAGUGUAAGUCAGGACACCACUGGGAAGCCGCCACCCAGGGGAGUCAGCGCAAGGGAGUAAAUGGGGUUAACGGGGCGUGUGGCCACGCCUGUCUGAGAGGCGCCAGCGCCAGCGGGGCCCUCCCCAGCCCAGCGAGGGGCAGGCUCGGACCCUGGGCGGCUCCUGCUUCCCCCUUGGCGGCCGGGGCCCCGCUGGUCCUGCCCCGCUCGUCCCGUCCGUGUGCGCACUGCGUCCGCCUGCGAUUCGGGCGCGCUCACACUCUCCUCCCGCGAGCCGCUCCUCUAAGCGAGCUCUUCCUCUCUCAGAGAAACCGCUCUUCCCUUUGCCUCCGCUAAGUGACUUGGCUUAUCUCUGCCCAGAAGGGGCCCCAGGCUGAGAGAGGUGACAUCGAGAGAUCUCCGGGUGUGUAGAAAAAAUGACGAUGGGGACACAAGUGUUGUUGUUGAAAAGGACCAUUUCAUGGAUGAUUUCUUCCAUCAGGUGGAGGAGAUCAGGAACGGUACAGCUCAGAUAGCGCAACAUGUUGAAGAAAUAAAGAAGAACCACAGCAUCGUUCUUUCCGCACCAAACCCAGAAGGAAAAAUUAAAGAAGAGCUUGAAGAUCUGAACAAAGAAAUCAAGAAAACUGCUAACAAAAUCCGAGCCAAGUUAAAGUCUAUUGAGCAAAGUUUUGACCAGGAUGAGAGUGGGAACCGGACUUCGGUGGAUCUUCGCAUCCGGAGAACCCAGCAUUCCGUACUAUCUCGGAAAUUUGUGGAAGUUAUGACAGAAUAUAAUGAGGCCCAGACCCUGUUCCGGGAGCGGAGUAAAGGACGGAUACAGCGUCAGCUAGAAAUAACUGGAAGAACCACGACGGACGAUGAGCUGGAGGAGAUGCUGGAGAGCGGGAGCCCUUCUGUCUUCACGGCAGACAUUAUAUCAGAUUCACAAAUUACUAGACAAGCUCUCAAUGAAAUUGAGUCUCGUCACAAGGACAUCAUGAAGCUGGAGACCAGCAUCCGGGAGCUGCAUGAGAUGUUCACGGACAUGGCCAUGUUCGUGGAGACCCAGGGUGAAAUGAUCAACAACAUAGAAAAAAACGUGAUGAACGCCACAGAGUACGUGGAGCACGCUAAAGAAGAGACGAAGAGAGCCAUUAGAUACCACAGCAGAGCCAGGAGGCAACAACAUUGUCAUAGCAACCAUAUCCUGAGAGCCACUCUCCUUGGAGUCAGACCACACCUGCAGCAAGUCCACGGCCUCCCGUUACAUGACUGAGCCCCAGACGCUGUGACGCGUGGUGCUGGGUGCUGAUGUUUUAUGAGUGAAGGCGAGGGGAAAACUCGACAGGAUGCAUCAUCGUUCAGGGAACGUCUGUGAGUGGGAUGGGUGUGACGAGUACCACAACAUCCCUGGACUCUGAACAGCACAUCACAAAAAUGUAACAAUGUGAAACUCACUUCAGUGGCCUUAAAAUAAGGAAUUAUUGAAAAUUUCAAUUUUUUUUUAUAAUUCAGUGUUAAAAAUACAUGUGACGUUUAAUUAGGGAUGCUUUAUGUUAGGAAGCUAUUGGAUUUCAGGUGUGAGCUUUCCUCCCCACCACUCCCAGCUAACGUGCUAAUUAAGAGUGUUUGUACUGUGUUUAAUUCGUGUGUGUGUUGUUUGCAACAAAAAUGUUUAUCAUCACAGCUGUUUUGUAAGGUAUCUAUAAUUUUAAAUGUUUAUAAAUUGUUUAAUAUAUUAACAUCUUAAUUUACUCCAUUUUUAUAUAUUGAAUAUUGCCUUUGGAAGAAUAUUCCUGAUAUUAUUAGAGCUGGCUUUGCACAGCCGUUCACAGUUUGCCUUUGGCUCAGCACACGUCGGCUGCAGCGCCCCGAAGAGCCUUCCCCACGCCUUCUCUUGAUGCUGGUUUGUGAGGCUCCCACGCCCCUGACCCUCCAUGACCGUCCCCGUUACUGUGCUCCCGUCCACGGCCCGGAUAAUAAACCAGCUCCCGCACGGCGACACGCCACGGCCUCCUGCCUGUUCGCUAGAAAUAAGGUGUGUGUGUCUCUGUUUACAUUAAUAAGGCCUGAGCUUAGGGUGGUGAGAAGACCAAGAUUUAUUAGUACUUCCCGAAAUUACUUCCAGAUGUUAAUUCUUCUAAAUGUAAACUGUUGCACAGAGCCCUUAAACGCUCGUUAAGUACUUACUAUUCUGCUGCACUUCAAAAGUGAAUUCCCAAAGUUUAUAGGAAUCUGUAAUGAAACAUCUUUAUUGCUUAUAAAUGCUUUUUAGUGUAAUAAUGGUUUAUCUUUUGACUUGUAAAACUUACGGAAUCUCACUAGCAAGUGGACAUCUAGUUGGAACUGUGAGUGAAUGUGAAGGACGUUCAGAUGCCACUAACUGCUUGCUGCUGUCGCGAUUGUGUAAGCACACGCCUGUGUUCUGACGUUGGUGUGCAAACAGAUGGGGAUGUGCUUGGUUCCACACGGGAAGUGUGAAUGGUACUGAGCAGUUUGGAAACUGUUCUUCAUGUAAUGCAAUUACGAAUUCCACUGGCUCCUGGUUUAUGCGUCCGGCGGCCUAGCGUGGACUCACAUCUGAACGGAGGCUUUUGCUUCUGAUCACCGCGGCGUCCUCAGCGUUACGAGAGGAGCCUUCUGGCGGUCACGUGUGUUCUUAAAAGUCUCGAAUGGCCUGUCCGUGGGGUGUGCUCACUGACGGGUGCCAACGUCGGAAACGCGCCUCGAGGGAUAUUCACAUACUUACCGAUGAUGCUCGUGUUAGCGUAGCUCUUGUGCCUGUCUGUGUGAUUAUGUCCGGGUGUUCGCCGGCCCCCGAUCUCCUCCAGCUCCGUCUCCUCAGCCUCGCCUCCCGUCAGGGUUCGGGCUGUGCUCAUUCAGGUCCUUUUCCCUUCGUCUGAAGGCCUUACUGAAUGUGUGCUUUUGUCGUUAUGCAAAAGCCUUCUGAUUUCUGCUUAGAUAAAUAUUUAAGUCAUCAGAUAGCACGUCUGUGUGGAAGCCUCAAGUGCCUGUUUGAGAUCAGAGUUUUAAAGAUAUAUUUACAGGUUCACUUGUUACUUUUUAUCGUUUCUUCAAGUAUUUUAUGUUUACAUUUAAAAAAAAAAACUGCCAGAGAACUGAAAACAAAUUUACUUUCUGUCUUGUCAUUUCUGGAAAGGUUUUUGGAGACAUACUUUAUUGCAUAUCCAUUAAUAAAUUGUUCUACUAAGGAAA
Ailuropoda melanoleuca (giant panda) is the source of this 3833-nucleotide messenger RNA. It is a transcript of the gene STX2, whose product is annotated as syntaxin 2. Gene Ontology annotation, biological process: synaptic vesicle fusion to presynaptic active zone membrane; intracellular protein transport; exocytosis. The coding region runs from base 1096 to 1893 and encodes 265 amino acids. Lineage: Eukaryota; Metazoa; Chordata; Mammalia; Carnivora; Ursidae. The record is from RefSeq and is a predicted model, not a curated record. Gene Ontology annotation, molecular function: SNARE binding; SNAP receptor activity. The transcript is spliced from 10 exons. Gene Ontology annotation, cellular component: endomembrane system; SNARE complex; presynaptic active zone membrane.